Messenger RNA from Danio rerio (zebrafish), 2587 nucleotides. The record is from RefSeq and is a predicted model, not a curated record. Lineage: Eukaryota; Metazoa; Chordata; Actinopteri; Cypriniformes; Danionidae.
UGUUUGAGAUCCUGAGUUUCAGGAGCUUCUUACUGGUGGAAGGUUAUUAAAUUCCCAGCACAGACUGGAAACUCUGAUCACUCAGGGCAUCUCUCAGCACAAGAGCUCACUGCAAGCAGUGUAGGGUCUCUUUUGGGUCACCGGUUCAGCCCAGCCAGCUUGAUCUCAGUGUGUGGAGCGACAGCAUGACCAAAAGCACAGGGGAGAAACCGCGGUCGCGCAGCCGCGUCCAGCAGUUCCGGGAGGGAAUCCAGCUGCGCUCCCUAAAGGCCCGGAAGAAAGUUGAGGACAUCAGUAAAGAUGACGUGAAGGGCUUUCUGAGGAGAAAUGCCUUUGUGCUCUUUACCAUUGGAGCGGUGGUGUUUGGAAUUACGCUGGGAUUUGCUCUGAGGUCUUACAAGAUGUCAUACAGAGAAGUGAAGUAUUUCUCCUUUCCUGGUGAGCUGUUGAUGCGGAUGCUGCAGAUGCUUGUGCUUCCUCUUCUAGUCUCAAGUUUGAUAACAGGCAUGGCAGCGCUGGACAGCCGAGCUUCUGGGAAGAUGGGCAUGCGUGCGGUCAUUUACUACAUGACCACCACCUUCAUCGCAGUGUUCAUUGGCAUCAUCAUGGUCCUGAUCAUCCACCCAGGCAAAGGCUCAAAAGAUGAGUUCACCAAACAGCAGAAGAUCGAGCAGGUCAGCCCGGCCGAUGCCUUCCUGGACCUCAUCAGAAACAUGUUUCCUCCUAAUCUGGUUCAAGCCUGCACUCAACAGUUUAAGACUCAGUAUGGCAAGAGGAUCAUCCACGUGAAGAUGAUUGUGAACGAUUCGAUCUUCAACUUGACGAACGCUACGCAGGAGAUCGCUCAGGAGGAGGUGAUUCCUCUGUCGGGCACCACCAACGGCGUCAACGCUCUCGGCCUGGUGGUGUUUUCAAUGUGUUUCGGCCUGAUAAUCGGGAACAUGAAGGAACAGGGACAGGCUCUCCGAGAUUUCUUCGACUCCCUCAAUGAGGCCAUCAUGCGACUUGUUGCUAUUAUUAUGUGGUACGCACCUAUUGGUAUCCUCUUCCUGAUUGCUGGUAAAAUCGUGGAGAUGGAUGACAUCACAGCGAUGGGCGGUCAGCUGGGCAUGUAUACGGUUACGGUGAUCAUCGGCCUCAUGAUACACGGCAUAAUCAUUCUGCCCACUUUAUACUUCGUCAUCACUCGCAAAAACCCCUUCAUCUUCAUCACGGGUUUGCUGCAGGCUCUCAUCACAGCUCUCGGCACCUCGUCCAGCUCUGCCACUCUUCCCAUUACCUUUAAAUGCCUGGAGGAGAAUAAUAAAGUGGACAAACGCGUGACUCGAUUUGUUCUUCCUGUUGGAGCCACCAUCAACAUGGACGGAACAGCUCUGUAUGAAGCCCUGGCAGCCAUCUUUAUCGCCCAGGUGAACAACAUGGAAAUGAACUUCGGGCAGAUCAUAACUAUUAGCAUCACGGCCACUGCUGCAAGUAUCGGAGCGGCUGGAAUUCCACAGGCUGGUCUGGUCACCAUGGUGAUUGUGCUGACUUCAGUUGGACUCCCAACCGAUGACAUCACCCUAAUCAUUGCAGUUGAUUGGUUCCUGGAUCGACUGCGCACAACAACUAAUGUGCUGGGAGAUUCAAUAGGAGCUGGAAUCAUCGAGUUCCUGUCCAAAGAUGAGCUCCAGGGCGGGGAUGUGGAGCUGGGCAGCUCAGUGCUGGAGGAGAACGAGCUGAAGAAACCCUACCAGAAGAUCCCUCAGGAGAACGAAUACGAGAACGAGAAACCUCCAGACAGCGAGACCAAGAUGUAGAGGCUGAUGUUCAACACCCUACCAAGGAUACGUUUUAUUUCUGUUUGUGUUUGUUUGUACAGUGGCCUUUAAGUAUAGAUGAACAAUUGAUUCAAUUGCGUUACACUCUUAAAUAUAAAAGUUCUUGAAGAGGAGCUAGAGACAAUGCCAUAGAUCAAACUUCCAAUAUUUACUUAAAGGGUCAUGAAACACCAACACAUUUUUCGAGAUGUCGAUAUUCAUAUGAAUGUCCCACAUUGCUAAAAACACUAUUAGGACACAUAUAGUUAGCUAACAAGUGAACAUUGGUUGUUUUUGCGUUGUUUCGAGCAAAUUCAUUCUUCUGGUUUGAAAAGAAAUUUUAAAGCACCAUCACGGCUGUGAGAUACUUGUGUAAAUCCCAGCGUGGAAAUUGGCUGUCUGUAUAUACGGGCCGAUACAACGUGACGUCACUGAGUUUUCAGCACAUCUUUUCAUUAAUUCACAGAAAGACUUGGUUCGAACCAAUCAGCGCGCUUUAUUAAGAAUGAGAUAAAACUUCGAAGACCUCUUUUACUUGUUACAUUGUUCAGAGAGACACUAGUUGUGUUGCCAACCGUAAUUCAAACAAGCAGUAGAAGAAUUGUUUUGAGACAUGGGUCGUCAGUGUUGCGUUUAAAAAUGUGCAGCAACGAAGGUUUUGUUUUCAUUUCCCCACGAUGAGAGCACCAAUCGCGUAUGGACUCACAUGUGUGGAUUACAGUGGUCUGCUAACACGCGACAAAAAUACAUUCAUAAGAAACAUUUUUUACCUGAGAGCUUUUCGCAUC